Molecule: messenger RNA, 1004 nt
Organism: Alnus glutinosa
Lineage: Eukaryota; Viridiplantae; Streptophyta; Magnoliopsida; Fagales; Betulaceae
Product: HVA22-like protein k
Exons: 8
Coding region: 125-709 (194 amino acids)
Source: RefSeq, a predicted model, not a curated record
CCUCAUGAUCUUUUAUCAAACAGAAAAUCCACAAACUCUAUGACAAUUAAUAAUUAUAGUUAAACAUUGGUAUUGAAAAUUUAAAGUUUGGUUAGUCGGAUUCGAAGCGCGUAGUAUCGCAGAAAUGGCGCUUCUCGGAUCCAACGUAACAAGCGAGGUUGGGCUGCGGUUGCUUCUUUGUCCUCUUGGUUCUAACAUUGUAAUUCGAACAGCAUGCUGUUCUAUUGGGAUUGCUUUACCUGUGUACUCCACAUUCAAGGCAAUUGAGAGGAAAGAUCAAAAUGAGCAACAAAGGAUGCUUUUGUAUUGGGCAGUUUAUGGAUCUUUCAGCAUUGUGGAAGUCUUUUCUGACAAGCUUAUUUCUUGGUGUCCUUUGUACUACCACCUGAAAUUUGCGUUUCUUGUUUGGCUUCAACUUCCAUCUGCUGAUGGGGCCAAGCAAUUGUACAUGAACCACCUACGUCCGUUCUUCUUGAGACAUCAAGCUAGAAUUGAUCAAAUUAUGGGUUUUGCAUAUGGUGAAUUGGUUAAACUCAUAAGCGCACAUCAAGCCGAAAUUCAGUUCGUUAAGAAUAUGCUUAUGAAGAUUAUGGGAUCAGCGGACCAAUUUCUAAGGGCUGCUGUGAAAGGUGAUCAACCACGACAGCACAGUGCAAUUGAAGGCCCGACAAGAACAUCCCCAGAUACCGACUCAGAUCAUGAUGGUUGAUACCUUCCUGUAAAUAUGCAUGAUUUUCAAUCCUUUUUAUCAUCAUUCCCCUCCCCCCUCCAUCCCCUCCCAAAGGAAAAGAAAACCAAUAAAAGAGAGAGAAAAAAAGUGCUAUGUUAGUGGGUGUGGUAUUAUUUUCAUACGAUCAAAUAUGGUAAGCCAAGCUUAUAGCUGGCAUCACAUUUCUGUAGAAUCUUUUCCAAGAAAUAGCUGCCAAAACAUAAGGCUUGUGUAUAACCUUUGUUCGUACAUGGAACCUUUAUGGUAAAUGCAAUCUACUUGUGUCUCCCUGUAA